Messenger RNA from Capsella rubella, 1021 nucleotides. Its product is annotated as UPF0725 protein At2g20620. The record is from RefSeq and is a predicted model, not a curated record. The transcript has 5 exons. The coding region runs from base 12 to 926 and encodes 304 amino acids. Lineage: Eukaryota; Viridiplantae; Streptophyta; Magnoliopsida; Brassicales; Brassicaceae.
ACGAAAAAAAAAUGUCUAGAUACGUGUGGGAGAAAGAAGUCACCAUCUAUGGUGUCUACUGCUCCAGGGUUUUGGAGAAACCUAUAGAGUGGAACCGGAGAGUCGAUUUCGUACCUAAUCCAGGACCAUGGCAGAGGAAUCACGAGAAGCUGCCUUCUGCACCAGAAGAACCUUUCUACACCCACAAUUUCCCCCCGCUUGUGACUGGCCCAUCUGUAGACCCACCAGCUCGGGGUCCCUUUGGAUGCAUACCGCUCUACGGUAGACUUGGACUUCAUUGCUACAAUCUUCAAAAGGGGACAAACUUGCAAUUUAUGGCUCUAGUCAAGUAUUACUCAAGGAUAACCUCGAUAUCUUCUCAUCUAGUGACAUUAGAGGCACUCGAUCCAAGACGCAAUUCCUUGUGCGAGUUCAAAACUGAUGUCAGGCAUGCCAUUGAGCAUAGAGAUUGUUUGAGUGCAAUUAUAACCUGCUGCAGAUUAACGUCUCAAACUCCUCCAGUGGAGGAAUCCAGCUCUUCUUAUUGCUUUGACAAACUUGCCGUGGAUCAUUUCUUCCGAGGUGCUAUGCCCGAAUGGAUGCCCGAGGGUGCGCUUACGGAAACUGAGAAGCUGGAAUGCUAUGAGAUGAAAGAAUCCGAGGUGGAAGAAGACAAGGAAUGGCUUCAUCUAUACGCGGAACUCGCAUUGUUUUCCAAGUGGAAAUCUAAGCUGGAAGAUCUCGAAUCUGCAAAGCCAUUUGAGCUGAGGAAGAUCAUUGUAAGAACCAAAGAAGAUGUGAAGCCGAAGAACAAGGUCAAGGCGGAUAACGCAAUCUUCUACAUUAGCUUCAAAACUUGUUGCGGUCAAGAAUGCAAUGCUAUCAUAAGGAAAACAACAGACGGAAUGCCAGAGAAUUUGUCGCUUGAAGUCAAGUGUUUCAUGUGAGACUCGUCUCAUUAUAUGUCUAACGUUUCUCCUAAAGUUUUCAUUAAAGUGUUUUCUAAACGACUUUUUUAGUGGUAUUGGAAUCGAGCUUUAGU